Bicyclus anynana (squinting bush brown) is the source of this 1484-nucleotide messenger RNA. RefSeq names its product calphotin-like. The record is from RefSeq and is a predicted model, not a curated record. The transcript has a single exon. Lineage: Eukaryota; Metazoa; Arthropoda; Insecta; Lepidoptera; Nymphalidae. Bases 73 to 1398 code for a protein of 441 amino acids.
CUAUCGACAUCAGUCGGCCGUGCACGGUUUGAAGUGAUCGCGUUCGUCAGACAAACACAGACCACGUUCACAAUGAAAUCGCUGGUGGUGUUCUUCGCUCUCGCCGCUGUGGCUUGCGGCUCCUUUGUGCCUCUGGCGCAGCCCGCGCACCACCCCGCCAUCGUGCUGGACCCUCACGGACGUCCCUUGGACACCGCUGAAGUCAUCAACGCCCGCGCCGUCCACCUCCAAGCCAAGGCCCUGGAACCCGCCCACUACGGACACGCCGCCGUCGCCGUCGCUCCCAUCGCGCACUCUGCUGUGGUCGCCGCUCCCGCUGUGGUCGCCACUCCCGCUGUGGUCGCCGCUCCCGCUGUGGUCGCCGCUCCCGCUGUGUACGCCGCCCCCGCCGCCGCCGUGUCCCACCAGUCCCGUGUUGAUGUGCGCACCAGCCCCGCCGUCAUCGCUCACGCCGCUCCCGUCGUAGCUCACGCCGCAGCUCCUCUGUGGGCUGGAGCCGGACACUACUUGCACAAACGUUCCUUGGGCCACGCCUGGGCCGCUCCCCUCAUCGCCCCCGCCGCGGUCUCCCACCAGUCCCGCGUGGACGUCGUGUCCAGCCCCGCCGUGUACUCCCACGCUGUGGCCGCCCCCGUGGUCGCGCACGCUGCACCAGUCGUAUCCGUUGCCCCCGCCGCUACUUCUUACCAAUCGCGUGUUGAUGUACGCACCAGCCCCGCUGUCGUGGCUCACGCCGCUCCCGUUGUUGCCGCUGCCCCCAUCGCAACCGCUGCCGUAGUAGCUGCUCCCGCUGCCGCCGUGUCUCACCAGUCUCGUGUUGAUGUGCGCACCAGCCCCGCCGUCAUCGCUCACGCCGCUCCCGUCGUUGCUCACGCCGCUCCCGUCUGGGGCGCUCACGCCGCUUCCGCCUGGGGCGCUCACGCCGCCGCUCCUUGGGCUGGAGCCGGACACUACCUGCACAAGCGUUCCUUAGGACACGCCUGGGCCGCUCCCCUCAUCGCUCCCGCCGCGGUCUCCCACCAGUCCCGCGUGGACGUCGUGUCCAGCCCCGCCGUGUACUCCCACGCUGUGGCCGCGCCCGUGGUCGCGCACGCCGCUCCAGUCGUAGCCGUUGCCCCCGCCGCUACUUCUUACCAAUCGCGUGUUGAUGUACGCACCAGCCCCGCUGUCGUGGCUCACGCCGCCCCCGUUGUUGCCGCUGCCCCCAUCGCAACCGCUGCCGUAGUAGCUGCUCCCGCUGCCGCGGUGUCGCACCAGUCCCGCGUGGACGUGCGCACCAGCCCCGCCAUCUCCGUGGUCGCCCCCGUAGCGCACAGCUACGUCGCCGCCGCUCCCCUCGCCCACGCCGCUCCCCUGGCGCAUGCCGCUCCCCUUGCUCAUGGCUACCAUGGUUGGUGAAGUGCAGAUCUGACGAAUAAAAAGAAAAUAAAAAAAUAUAUAGGUACUUAUAAAAUAGAAUAAAGAAAAUUAUUAAUUUAAUGAAA